Struthio camelus australis is the source of this 8427-nucleotide messenger RNA. Lineage: Eukaryota; Metazoa; Chordata; Aves; Struthioniformes; Struthionidae. The record is from RefSeq and is a predicted model, not a curated record.
UCUGACCUCUAACAAUAAAAAUGGAAAACAUUCUUUUAUAGGGAUUCAGCCCAGAAUAGCAGUGUCAAAAGAAGAUUUGUCAGGAAUUCUGUGCAGCAUGUUUUCUGGGUGGAACUGGGUAGCCCAUGGCUUAUAUCUAUUCUUGAAUAUUUGUUCUCUUGAAGUUUCAGGUGGACUUGUACAGUCAUGUGGCCACAUCAUUCCAGAAUCUCCUGUGUUGGCCCUUGGUUCCAAUUUCACUGCACUAUGCAUUCUGAAUGAGAGUUGUCUUGACUUUGGCAAUAUAUAUGCUAGUCAAAUUAUCUGGAAAAUUAAAAAUAGACUGGUACCUAAAGAACAAUACCAUGAAAUAAACAGAACUGUUUCCAGUGUCACGUUUAAUGACACUUCUUCACUUGCUACUCCUCUGACAUGCAACAUUUUAGCAGAUGGACAGAUUGAGCAGAACAUUUAUGGAAUUGCAGUUACAUUAGGCUUGCCCCCAGAGAAGCCCAAAAACUUAAGUUGCAUUGUGCACCAGGUGUCAAAACUUACAUAUCCUAUGACUUGUACCUGGAACCCUGGAAGGCAUACAUUCCUGGACACUCAUUUUAGGUUGAAAUACAGAUGGCCACGAGAAGACUUUCCUGACUGCAUACCAAAAGAUGUAAACAAUUCCUGUACCAUUGCUGAUGUUCAGUUUUUUGUUAACCUGGAGGUCUGGGUAGAAGCCGCAAAUGCUCUUGGCAAGGCUGAAUCCGAUCGUCUUGUUUUUGAUCCCAUUGAGAUAGUGAAACCACUGUCUCCACACAACUUAUCUGUCAACUCAGGAAUAUUGCCUACUGUUCUGAAACUUUCCUGGGAGAAUCGGAUUUCAGCAGCUGUGAUGAAACUGAAAUUCAAUAUUCGCUAUAGGAUCAUUAGUGAAACAAAUUGGAUGGAGGUACCUCCUGAAGAUACAGCCUCACCAAGAACUUCAUUCAGUGUUCAGGGUCUCAGGCCCUACACAGAGUAUGUCUUUUCAAUUCGUUGUAUGAAGGAAGAUGGAGUGGGCUAUUGGAGUGACUGGAGUGAAGAAAAGAAUGGGGUGACAACUGAAGAUAAACCAUCUAAAGGGCCACCUAUAUGGAGGAUCAUUGAUGCUUCUCGCUCACCAGCUUUCUGGACUGUGCAUCUGAUGUGGAAGGCCUUGGAGCCAUUUGAAACCAAUGGAAUAAUCUUGGGGUAUGAGGUGACUGUCAAAGCUAAAUCACCUCCCUCCCGUCCACCAGAGAAAUACAAUGUUAAUACAACCAGCCUUACCCUAAAGCUGCCAAACGGAACUUAUGAAGUGACUGUGAUUGCCCAUAACAGAGCCGGGCCAUCCCCUUCAUCAGUUUUACUUAUUCCAGCAAGGAAUUCAAAAGCUCCUGUGAAGAAUAUUAGAACACUUCCUAAAGAUGGCAAGCUAUGGGUAGGGUGGACUGCUCCUAACAGUUACGUUCUCAAAUACGUAAUUGAAUGGUGUCUGGUGUCGAACAGCUCAGACUGUGCCACAGAGUGGCAGAAUGAACCAGGGAAUGUUCAAGGAACGUACUUAAAAGGUGAUAUAAAGCCAUUCAAGUGUUACUUGAUAACUGUGUACCCUCUAUAUGCUGAUGGUCAAGGAAGUGGGCAGUCUGUGAAGGCUUACCUUCAGCAGGAUCGUCCUUCAAAAGGACCAACUGUUCAGACGAAAAAAGUAGGAAAAGCUGAAGCUGUUUUGACAUGGAACCAUCUCACAGUGGAUGAGCAAAAUGGGUUUAUCAGAAGUUACACAAUAUUUUAUAAAACUGUUGAUGGAAAUGAAACAGCUGUGACAGUGGAUCCUUCCAAGACAGAAUAUACCCUUUCUUCUCUAGCCAGUGACACAUUGUAUACUGUGCGGAUGAUGGCAUACACAGAUGAAGGAGGCAGGAGUGGUCCUGAUUUUACAUUUACUACACAAAAAUUUGGGAAAGGAGAAAUUGAAGCCAUAGUUGUACCUGUGUGCCUAGCUUUCCUGUUGAUUGUACUCCUUGGAGUUUUGUUUUGCUUUAACAAACGUGACUUAAUUAAAAAGCAUAUCUGGCCUAAUGUACCUGAUCCAUCCAAGAGUAAUAUUGCUCAGUGGUCCCCUCAAGUUCCAGCUAAGCAUAACUUUAGUUCCAAAGAUCAGAUGUACCCAGAAGGCAGCUUUACCGAUGUAAGCGUCGUAGAAAUAGAAGCUGAUGACAAGAAGUCUUUUUCAGAACAGGAUUUAAAACCCUUUGACUUGCUUAAAAAGGAAAAAAGUACUUCAGAAGGGCACAGCAGUGGUAUUGGAGGAUCCUCGUGCAUGUCUUCUCCUAGACAAAGUGUCUCUGACAGCGAUGAAGGUGAAACUACACAAAACACUUCAAGCACUGUACAGUAUUCUACUGUAGUACUUAAUGGCUACAGAGACCAAACACCUUCUGUACAAGUCUUUUCAAGAUCUGAAUCCACACAGCCACUGCUAGAUUCAGAAGAGAGAUCAGAAGAUCAUGCUGGAGGGAAUGACAGUACAACACAGAGGCAUCAGUAUUUCAAACAAAAUUGUGGUCAGGAUGAAGCCAACACAGACAGGCCAUGCUUCGAAAGAGCAAAGCAAAUUACUCCUGCUAAUGAGGAGGAUCUUGUUGGAUUUGCACAGCUGCAGAUCUCAGGUCAGAAUUCACAGCCCUUGGGCCUUGGGCUGGAAAAAAAUAUCCAGGAAGGUGCUCUGUUAAAUGUUAUAGAGACAAGUACUGAGGGACAAACUGUGAGACCUGAAACAGUGGAGGGAAAUCCAGCAUCAGCUGAUGAGAUGCCAAAAAGUUACCUCCCACAGACUGUGAGACAAGGGGGUUAUAUGCCUCAGUGAGGGAAGAGACUGGCUCUAUUAGGCCUUCAUUAGUGCCUGUUCACACUUUCUCCUGUGUUUCUGAUAAAUUAAGCUAAAUAUUUUUUAUCUGAAUGCAGAUAAAAAUAUUGAAAUUUAAGUGAAGAAUAAUUUGACAAAGUAUGUAAGGACUGUGUUUCUGUGGAAAAUUUGCAGUCCAGACCUACUGGAGACUUACUUUAUGCACUACAUAAAAUCUUACUUGUCUGAAUAGCUGAACAAGCCUUUGUGCUACCUUGCUUUUUUGUGUCGUGUUGUAUCAGAUUUACACAUGAUUGAAAAUAAGCAUUUCAACUAAUCAUAUCAGCCAACAGACCUCCUAGAAGAAAUACUUCAAGAUUUGUAACAGUGUAGACAGCCAGCUUUUAUUGUUUGGAGCGUCUUCAUGUAAAAGUAAGACUUGAGGUUUACUAUUCUAAUGCGGGGAAGAAUACUUAAACUGUACAUUUUUCAGUAGCGUGAUUGACUUUCUGAAUUCUGAUUUGGCCCAGUGUCAUAAUUCCUAAAUUAUGCAAAUUAUGUUCACCCCCAUUUAAAAACUGAACAGAAAAUGUAAUGGUGUGCAAACAGAAAAAAAAUGCCAUGAUUGCUUGACUCUGAAUGCUACUGUAGUAAUCAGUAUUCUGCUUAUAUACAGAUAUAUGUGCACAUAAACUAUAACUUGGCUUAAAACGUGCCUUGCAACUUGUUGCACAGCAAUUCAGUCUUCAUGUUUGAAAGUUAAAAAUCCAGAUGAAAACUUUUUUUUUUCUUAAAGGAUUUCUACCCAAAUUCCUGUCUAAUUAUACCACAGCUCUUUGGUCACCUAAGAUGCCUUUAUUUAAGAAGUACACCUUUGCCAUACACAGCUUGAGGCAAGUAAUGAGCUGUAACCAUUUAAUAUUUUUCUAAGUAUGCUUAGGAGAAAAGCAAUGUGAUCUCCUUCCUUCUUGACAGCAAAGAUUAGUAUGUUGUAACUUCACUGCUAACACCCAAGGACUUCCUUGAAACUGAAAGGAGCAAAAACCAAAGCAUUGAUGACUGAUGCUAUGGGGGCGGUACCCUAUACCUUGAACUUUAAAGUUAAUGAGAACUGGCAGUAUGUAGCUGUUGUUCUUCUUUUUUUUUUUUUUUUUUUUUUUUGUUAAUGUCUCAUUUCCCUCCUGUUCAUAGAGUUUGCAUCUUAUUCAAGAAAAUGUAUUUCUUGAAGAUGGUCACUACUAGGGUUUAAGGAAAUAGCUAGCUCUUUAAAAAAAAAAAAAAAAAUUGAACACCUUCCCUGAUGAUAAAGUUUUAUGGUACUCCUAUAGAUUAAUUUAACUUAGUCUAGUCAGCUUUCUAAUCUGAGAUUAUAAAAUCUUAUUUCAAAACACUGUGUGCUGUGUUGUGAGAAUACAAGGGUUUUAUUUCUCCUUCAGCAGAAGAUCUAUAUAUAUAAGACCUCCUGAAACUUCUCGUGCUGUGAGCUUUGGUGCUGCUGUUCUAAACGCCCUUGCUGGAAGGCCGUGGAAAGAUAGGUGUCAGUGUACUUUUAACUUCCCUUGUUCCUUUUCUGCCAGCUUGCAUUGAAGGACUGAUGUAAAUAUAAGUGUUCAUGUGUCUUCUGUUGUUGUUGCAAAGAAACUAGAUGCUAGAGUAAAUUUAUACGAUUAUCCCUUGAAGUCGCUGCUAUUCAAAAUAGAUAUAAAGAGUUAAAUCUUUAAUAAUGUCAUUUUAUUCAGUAUUUUGCAAUUCCUUUCUCCCAACAGCACAUUCAUUUUAAUGAACAGCUUCUAAUAUUUUUAGUAUCUAGGCACCUUUUUUUUUUUUUUUUAAACUAAGUGCUUAAUGUAACUAUACCUUCAGAACAUUCCUUGAGUAGGUCAGUCCCCCUCCUUUUCUCCCCAUUCCACCUCAGCACCUUUCAGCUCUCCCCCAGGGGGCAAGGACAUGAUAUAAAUUACACUGUCAGUAGUUCCCUGGAGAAAGUGCCUUUUGGUUUUUGAGAAGUCCAAGGAGCAUCCUUUUGUCAGAACACAUUUUUCUGAAAAUAAUAGUAGUUAGUUUAUUGGGAAAUGCAUGUGUCUUCUCUAUGCAGGCUUCACAAGGACUGUAGAAACCACAAGUAAAAUGUAAAGCCUCAGUUGAGCCAUCUGCAUGCUUAGUAGAACUAUCCUGCAGCCGCACAUUGGCUAGUCGACUAUCUGUGAAAGUUUGUGGGCCACAAGAGUUUCAGCGCAAGUCUUUUUGUUAAACUGCCCCUCUGUUAGCCUCUACUCACUAAUUUCUGUGGGAUUUAUUGAACUUGGCUGCUUAUUCUGAAUAUUGCUUCAGAGACCUAGAUGUCUUCAAAUGCAGGUUGAGGAUACUAACUUUUGAUAGCAUUUUUUUUUUUUGAAGGAUGACUACAGUUAUCCUAAAGAUGUGUUUUGUCCUUUCUGUUAAGUAAAGGGAAAGCACUUUGCUCUUAAAUGCUGUUAAUCCUGAACCAUUUCCUAAAUUAGGCAGUGUGCUAAUAGGAGUUUGGCCUGUCACUUCUGGAAUCUUACGUUGUUCGUUGUGUGUAGAUCAGUGGUAAUAAUCACAGAGGAUUAUACAAGAAUGUAUCUUCGAGAUAACGUAAUUCUACCACAUCAAUAGAAUUAUCUAUUUUGCCAUCCUCUCGUGCAUUUAUCUAGCGCUACAAUAGUACAGACUGAGCAGGAAAUACUUGUGGAUAAACAGCUUAUAGAAGCCACAAUAAAUAUAAAUAGCAGGCCUUACAGCUUCUUCAUAAACCUCUGUGCCAAAAUAUUACAUCAUAUAGUUGGGGUUUUUUUUAAUUUGUUUGGAACAUAAGCUGAUUGUAUACACACUUGCACACAGGUUUUAGAGUGUAUGUGAUGUAACGCAUUGUAGCAGUUCCCUGAAAUUGUCUGAACUUGGCCCUCUGUCUAACAUUAUAAUUAAAGGGAAGGGUUUUGUUUUUGUUUGUUUUAAUAACUCUGGUGCACUUUAAAAAAAUAAAGGCAUUAAAAUAUAACCACACUUCAGUAUUGACACUUUAAUGCCCUUGAUUACCUAGACUGGAAUUGUUCAGGUGGGGGUGGGAGAACAGUUGUUAAGACCUUGCUACUUUAGUGGUAGGGAAGGAUGGCUAUUAAGAAUUGAGUUUUUCUCUAUAUUAGCACACUUGGAAUCUCUGUUAAGUGCAGGCUAGCUAGCUGCUUUUCUGUUUGCAAAAAGAAUGAAUAUAUUUAUUUCUACAGUACUGUUGUGAUUGUUCUGUUAAAAUAGGGGUUUGUUUGGGUUGGUUCUGAGGUUUUGUUGUGGCCUUUUUUUUUUCAGGGCAGUUAGAAGGAGAGGCUAUUUCCAAACUGUAGUUAGGAUCUCGGGAUUGUUUCAUUUGUAAUUACUAUAUUACUAAUUACUACAGUAAAUUAAACUACCUGCUAAGCCUCAAACUGACAACAACAAAGCACAGCAGAAAAAACAUUUUUAAACAUCAUUCUGGGCUGUGUUUAGUAUGUGGGCAAGCAUGCACCUACCUAUCUGUGUUAUGGCAGCCUAGCAGAAUACUGUUUAUCAAGACUUGCAAAAACUGUGACCCCAUCACUGGGCCCAACAGCCAGAUGAUCCCUUGACUUCACUUUUAUUCCUCCUAGGAGGACAGGAGAGUUUGCAUGAGAGUUAUUUCUAGUGGUGUCAGGCACUGGAAAAGCACCUCUGACUGGGGUAGGUUUUGCCACUUCUGCUCUGACUGUAAAUCUUGAGCACCACCAAAUGGUUAAAACUUAUGUUAGCAUCCCCUGAAAGUGGAAGUCAUCACACAGUAUUGCAAACUGAUUUAACUUGAGUAAUUUAGCUUAGUUUAAUUAAUGCCAGGUCUUACAUACAGAAGAACCACAUCAGCCUGCAUUGCUGUAGUCCUGACUCCACAGUGGGGUCUGAAACCCCAGAGAUUCUUAAACUAUUAUAGUCAGUUCCACUAGAGGACAUACAUGUUUUAAAUUAGAAUUUAUCUGCAUUAAAUAGAACUAAAUAUACUAGCUGAUUUUUCCACAUGAAAUAACUGUUGUAAUUAAGAUUGUCAUUUGGAUACAUUCUUUUAAAUACAACAAAUUUCCCUGAUUGAUGGAUCAUAAAACUUUAUUAUUCCCUUUUACGCUGUUGUCUCAUUUGCUAGUAUAUGCAUUUUAACUUCCAAGAGUUGAUUUUAAUGUUAUUUGGAAGCAAUUUGUAACAGCAAAUAGAAGUGUUGCUGUUACAAAACAGUGAGUUUUGAGUUACAGCCAACCACAAAGUAAGUGUUCAGUUUAGCUUUCAGGCCAUAGAACUGCAGUGGGUGGGUGUGGGUGUUACAUGCAUAAGCCUGGAGGAGAAUUAAAUAUCCUACAUUUGAUUCACAAAUUCCAAUUCUCUUCUUUAAGAAGUGAAAGGAAGAGUGAAAAAGAUGAAGCUAAUGCAUAUUUGUGUUUUUUCCCCCUCUGUUGUUUUCCCUGCAGUACUCGUGCAAGCUGAGCCAUUCCUAAAAACGAAAGCAGUGCUAACUUAAAUGCAUAAAGAUGCAUUUUAAAGCAACAAGAUUUGAUACAGCUGAAUUUAAAAUUAACAGCUAAGAGCUAGGUCUCAUAGUGAUCAUCAGCUGCCCCUUAGUUUUAGAGCAAGGAGAGGGUAGGCAAUAAAUACCUCACAGAAUGCAGGCCUUAGUUUAUAGUUUUGUGUCCGUUUGCAAAUACAGCCUUGACAAUGGAUAUAUGCAAUAAAGUCACUGAUACUUUGCAGAAGCACACUUCUGUAACAAUAGGUGAAAAAGUGUAUGGCACAAUUGUCAGACUGCUAGAAAGCUUGACGUCCUUCCUGCUUAGACUAAAACGUCUUCCAAACACAGCACUGACUGACUGUUCUUCACUGGCAAUUGCAAACUCCGUAGAUGCACAUUCUCUGCAACUUUUGAAACUGAUAACACGUGUUGCUUUUCCUAAUAUCAAAGCACAUUAAUUGUGGGAUUCAGUCAACUUUGGAUGGUUUUUAAUAUAUCUAUCUUCUUCUCCAAGUAAUAUAUAGCCUGGCACUUUGAUACAGCAAUGGAUUACCUAGUAACCAAGUGCUUUUUUUUUUUUUGAGGAGAGGGGUUAAGGCAUUUAUAAUCAAGAUUACUGGUCACCGAAUGUUAGUGGGCCAAUAUAUGCAUCUAGGUAAGUGGAAUCAUGGGACACAGGGACUUAUUAACAAGGAAAGUGCCUUGAUGCUGGAUUGAAUGGCUAGCAAAUGUAAACAUUAGGUCAAAUUUUACUCUGUACUUAAGGUAACUAUGUCUCACUAAGCUACUGGUAGUUUGUAUGCCAGCUGUAAAGGGCUUGCAUACUCCAGCCAGAGGUUAAACUUGGAAACUGCUGCAUAAACUGUCGCUAUAUGAAAAACUGUGUUUUAAUACCAGUACACUAUCUUCAUUCUUUUGCAAGCUGCAUGUUUAUUGUCAUGUAAACUCUGCUUUCUACAAUUUACUUUUUACUGUAAUUUUCAAAUGUCUUCCUCUUUGUUACCCAACUGAGCCUGGAUGUUGCAUUUGUCUACUACAUAAUACACAAAACAAAACAAAAUUACAUAUA